Knipowitschia caucasica is the source of this 642-nucleotide messenger RNA. Lineage: Eukaryota; Metazoa; Chordata; Actinopteri; Gobiiformes; Gobiidae. The record is from the annotation of a GenBank genome assembly.
AUGAGGAAAAACGGACAAGUAGACGCGUCCUUCUCCGUGCGUAAAUGGAGCUAUGGCGGAAUGUGUGGAUCAUGCCUCGGCGUAGCGAAAUGGAUGGCUGGGGAGAGAGAGGAGCUGAGUGGAAUGGAGGGGAGACCGGUCGGGGGAAGAGAGGAUAUAGGCGUGGGGGGGAAAGGAGCAUCUCUCUGCGGGGACUGGGAGCUGAGGACGGACGCAGUGCUGGCUAUCGUUCAACCCUCCCUUCUCCUUCCUACAUCCACCGCGGCAGGCACGACGCUUGCUUGGAGAGUCGAGAGAACGCGCAAAAGCCCCACUACCGGUGUUCAACACAACACAAAAGAAAGACGAAAACACGAGAAAAUUGGAAUCGUGAGUGGCGCAUUUGGCCGCAGUGCUCCCAUCCUCCUCCAUCUCACUCCUCCGUCGGAGCUAAAGCAGAUCCCCCCGUCCUUGCCGCGCCGUGGUCAGCUGGUCGCCUACAGCUGCCUGUCUGUCCCACGUCCAUUCGCUUCCUCCUUCUGUGGAUCCUCCCUCCGCUACAGCUACUGCCGCUCCGUAAAGACCUCCAUUUGCAGCGAAGCCCGGGCGAGAAAAUGGUCGCUGUGCGUGCGCUCCUUCCGCGAUGCUUGUAUUGAGCAAUAA